Acomys russatus (golden spiny mouse) is the source of this 1231-nucleotide messenger RNA. It is a transcript of the gene Grxcr2, whose product is annotated as glutaredoxin and cysteine rich domain containing 2. The coding region runs from base 2 to 823 and encodes 273 amino acids. Gene Ontology annotation, cellular component: microvillus; stereocilium shaft; stereocilium base. Lineage: Eukaryota; Metazoa; Chordata; Mammalia; Rodentia; Muridae. The record is from RefSeq and is a predicted model, not a curated record. Gene Ontology annotation, biological process: sensory perception of sound. The transcript is spliced from 3 exons.
AAUGCCUUUUUCUCAGAGCCUGGUUCCACUGGGUACUUGGAAGCCUGGAAAGCACAGCGUGAACUUUCUGCUGCUGAUGGAGGACCCCGAAAAGAAACUGGAUCAGAAGAGCGAAGACAAACCUAGAAAAGUUCGGUUUAAAAUCUCCUCUUCCUACAGUGGCCGUGUGCUGAAGCAGGUUUUUGAGGAUGGGCAGGAAUUAGAGUCGCCCAAGGAGGAAUACCCUCACAGCUUUCUCCAGGAAGCCCUUGAACCAAUGGACGGUGUCUAUGGGUCUGGAGAAGCCCCCAAGCCCCAGCUGUACUCCCCCAAGCUGACUGCUCAGAGGAUCAGCGUGUUUAGAGACGGCAGUGCCUACACUUUGGCGGGCAGCCAGCCACUAUUCAAUGACUACAAGGCGAAUGACCGUAAGCCUCCACCUAUUAUAGACUUUGGGAACAUAAUAAUAUACACAAACAACCUGAAAAUCAUCAGAACCCCGAUGGACAAAAGGGACCUCAUGGGAAAAAGCCUCCAAAAGGAAGACAUUGCGGAGGAAGACUCUCUAAGGAGAACAGGAGAAAAUGACGGCGGCGGAGAGCACAACGGCAGCCCCCUGCCGGAGACUGAGCGCACGUUUCUCCACAAUCAACACACACAGGAUAGGCUGGUCCCUGAUGACAAUUGUCUCCACUGCCAGGGGUCCGGCAUCGCCACCUGUUCUCUGUGCCAUGGCAGCAAGUUCUCAAUGCUGGCUAACAGAUUCAAAGAGUCCUACAGAGCCCUCAGGUGCCCUGCCUGCAACGAGAAUGGCCUUCAACCUUGCCGGAUUUGCAGCUCAUAGACCGUAGCCCUGGUUUUCACAUCUGCCUUUAUUGCAAGCUCUCACAUGAUCCUCCUAACAAACCAUCCCCCUUCCUCCUGCCUGUCUCAGAAAGGGAGCCUGCUGCAGCUGCAAUCACUUCUACCACUAGCACCAAAUCUCAAAUUAUUUGAUGACAGUUUGUGAAGCUGGUAACAUCUCUCUACAUGGGUCUAAGUAACAGGGGCACAUUUGAAUUCAACUCUGCUUUGAACUGGUUCUAAAAUUAUCCUUCCAGGAACAUGUGCAUGCAUCUCACUUGAUUUAGCCCAGUCUUCCCCUUGCACCAGUGAACAAAUAAAUAAAAUGUACACCUCAGGCAGCAGGUUGAAGUCAUUUUCCGUGCUGGAAGUUAUUUUGCAAAAUUAUGUGGUGAGAAAGGAAUAAAGA